ACAAGGUCAUUUUGGACGUAUUUAAUAAGCUAUAGGUUAGUAUGGCUUUUCGUUCCCCGAAAACGUCUCGCACGUUAAGCACAAAAGAUGUCAUAUGACUAUGGAGAGAAAAAUGGCCCUCAUACAUGGGUGUUACGCUUUCCUAAUGCUGGAGGAACAAAGCAAUCCCCAAUCAACUUGAACACAAUGUCAAUGAGGCUUGACGAAUCACUGGCUCCAAUAAAUGUGGACUUAAAUGGACUUCAAAACCAAACUUUACACGUUAAAGACCACAAUUUCUCAGUCGAAGUGAAAGGAAACGCAGUAUUAUCCGGUGGUCCAUUGGCAUCAGAAUAUAAGCUGAUACAAUUUCAUUUACAUUGGGGAUCUGGUAAUAAUUGGGGCUCUGAGCAUAUGAUCAAUGGGAUAAGUUGUCCAGCUGAACUACAUUGUGUAUUUAUUAAUACUAAAUAUGCUACAAUGGAAACCGCUAUUACUUAUUCUGAUGGAUUAUCAGUUGUCGGUAUAUUUUUUCAAUUGGGCAAAUCAUCGAAUAAUAAUAACGCCUUAAAACGUUUAUGCUCAUUGUUAAAAUCAACAAAGAAAGGCGAAAGCAAAGAUAUUCAACCUAUGCUUGAUUUGAACACACUUUUGCCAAAUGAUUUAUCCAGAUACUACACAUAUUCCGGAUCAUUAACUACCCCACCAUGUAAUGAAUGUGUCACAUGGAUCGUUCUAGAUGAGCCGGUAGUGAUGACUAUUGAUCAACUUGAAACAUUACGACAAAUGCAUGCUAAUUGUAUAACCUGUGGUCAAACCGAUAAUUUUCGUCCAAUUUGUCCAAUCGGUUCACGUUUAGUAAGGUGUUCAUUUCGAGUUUAAAAAUAAAAGAAGACAAACAACAAAACAAUCCAAUGUAGCCAGAUUCAUUGAAUGCAUAUGCAAUUUACUCAUUUAGUCAUUUUAUUUACAACCAUAUACAGAAGAAAAAAACUUUUUUUCUCUCAUUUACAAAAGAAUCAGGAAUAUUUCAAUCUAUCCAAUAGUAUUCUAGUCGAUAUUCACAAUCAUAUAAGACUAUACUAUACAUUGCUUGAUUAUUUCCACAGAAUAUUUACCCAAAAAAGAAAAAAAAUAAUAAAGAGAACCAUUAUAUCAAAUUAUUGUUUUCUGUUCCUUUAAACUAUCAAAUUACUACUAUACACAGUUUAUUCAUCAUUGAAUUGAUGUUUUAAUGCUUCUUCUCAUUAUACUGUAAAAAUUCAACUAAGCAAGAUUCUCAUUUUGUUCUGCUUAAUUAAUUAAUUAAUUAAUUGAUUUCUUUCUUUUAUUUUCAUCAUUUUAUUGAUUAUUAUUUAAUUAUUAAUCAUUUUGAAAAGGGUCUCCUUUCCUUUACUUUACCUCCUUAUCAAUGUUAAUAUAAUUUAAUGAUUUUAGAUUUGAAGAACAUACUACUUUCACCUUGUUUGUUUUCAGUGAAUUAAACAGAAUAAUAAAUAAUUAAUUAAAUAUAUGUAUGGAAAAUUCUAAUUCAAAUCAGUUGAAGGUUUCUAAGAAAUGACUUAACAAGCUGGUUUUAAAAAUAUACUACUAUUAUGUAAUUGAUUCAGGUGAAGUUGCAUUCUCUAUGAGCUGAGUUGUUUACUUGUGAAAGUAUUAUUAUUUUUCUAAACACGUUCAAGACAAUGAUAACAGUUUGAAGAUUUGAUGAAAAUGCAAUGGAAGCCAAAAAUAGACGUUCUUAAUAUUAUUUGUAUUAAAUGAAACUUGAACGAUUAAGAAAAUAAACAAAA
This is a messenger RNA of Schistosoma bovis, 1772 nucleotides long. The record is from the annotation of a GenBank genome assembly. Lineage: Eukaryota; Metazoa; Platyhelminthes; Trematoda; Strigeidida; Schistosomatidae.